UCGGGACCGUGUAUGAAGACCAAGUCCUGCCUCUGGCGCACAGCUCGAUGCCCUGGACUGGAUCCGAGUCUAUUACAGAGCAGCAGACACUACCUCUGCCUCUGUGGGGGACAUAAAAACAUGCGGAACUUAAGUCGGGGUGUCUCAUAAACUCAAACAGGGAACUCCCUCGCCGCGUCCGGGCUGUUUCUCCGCGGAGCGCGCACUCCUCCUCCAAGCAUCCGUGAACAUGUCUGCAGGUCUGCCUCCUUCUAAAGCCCUCUACAUCGGGAUGGAGGUGGUGAUCGCGGUGUCCUCGGUCAUCGGGAAUGUUAUGGUGGUCCUGGCUGUGCGUAUUAACCGGUCUCUGAGGGACACCACGUUUUGUUUCAUCGUCUCCCUGGCCUUGGCUGACAUUGCAGUCGGGGCUCUGGUUAUCCCGCUCGCCAUAACAAUCAGCAUCGGACUCCAGACGCACUUCUACAGUUGCUUGCUGGUCGCCUGCACGGUGCUCGUCCUCACUCAAAGUUCAAUUCUUGCGCUGCUGGCCAUCGCCAUUGACCGCUAUCUGCGAGUCAAAAUCCCCAUGAGUUAUAAGCGCGUGGUGACCCCACGGCGAGCUGGCACGGCGGUGUUACUGUGUUGGCUAGUGUCCAUCAUAGUGGGCCUGACGCCCAUGUUGGGCUGGAAUAACUUCCAGCAUCUCCGUGACAAUGGCUCCCUUAUCACUGAUGACCUCUUGGUGACCUGUGAGUUUGAGACGGUCAUCAGCAUGGACUACAUGGUCUACUUCAACUUCUUUGGCUGGGUGCUGCCACCCUUACUCCUCAUGCUGGCCAUCUAUGUAGAGAUCUUCUACAUGAUCCACAAGCAGCUCAACAAGAAGGUGACAGCCAGCCACACAGACCCCAGCCGUUACUUCGGCAAGGAACUCAAGCUAGCCAAGUCUCUGGCCCUGGUUCUUUUCCUCUUCGCAGUAAGCUGGCUCCCUCUUCACAUCCUCAACUGCAUCACCCUCUUUUGCCCUGCCUGUGACAAGCCAAUGUUCCUCAUUUACAUCGCCAUCAUCCUCACGCACGGUAACUCGGCCGUCAACCCCAUCGUCUACGCUUUCCGCAUCAAGAAAUUUCGCACGGCGUUUCGGAAAAUCUGGAAACUCUAUGUGCUCUGUCAGGAUCCUGUUGGUCGACUUCCUCAAAGAGGGAGCCAGAGAGGACAGAGUCACGAGAGGAGGCUAAGGCAAAACGACGAUGACGACGAUGAUGUGUGACCUCUGGGAAGGUAUUGGAUCGCUGGUUGCAACUGUUUAAGUUUCACUCCUCUGGUUUACAGAGUGGAAAAGACUGGGCUUUAUUUUAAUGCUCAAGGGAUUACAGGUCAAAAUGGUCUUAAUGACUUGAGGAAUGUCAGGGGGGUGACAGGGUAAGGAACUCCUUUGUAGACUGUCCGCCCUCUAAUGCAAUCGAAGAGGGCAGGGUUACAAAUCAGUAUGAAGACAGGAUAAACAUCCUGGAUCAGACUUAAUCAAGAAACAACAACAACGAAAUAUAUAUAUUUGUCCACUGACUGACAAAAUGUUUUUGAUGUCGUAUGGGAGAAGGGGCUUUUCAUCAGUUUCAACACCAACCUGUUGAGCUUGAAUCAAUAAGUAUAUAGCUGUAGCACACGCGGUACAGUAGUAGUGGAAGCUGUAUUGUAUUUUUGACCUGUACUAAAACUCAUUCCCCUUUUCAUGUGAAUAAGCUCAAACAGUGCAACGCUGCAUUAUGUGCUUGAUUUCUAAGCUUGGUUUUGUGGCCUAAAGAACAUAACUUGUACUGAAGAGGAACUAGGGAUUUGUGGUGUAUGGCUCUGCUGUGGUCUGCAAGCAGGAAGUUUGCGCAACUGGCUUGGUGUUUUGAGGUUAACCAGAACACAUGAGGUACUAUUUCUCUGACUGCAAGGAUCCAGAAAUGAAAAGGUGAGAUAUAGAACCAGAUAGCUUUGUUGUGAUGAAUCUCUUGCAUACUAACUGUGUUAAUGUUGUCAGACACAAACCCUUUACAGAUGUGAAAUACAUUCAAGGGCAUGUGAAGAUUAAA
This is a messenger RNA of Notolabrus celidotus (New Zealand spotty), 2060 nucleotides long. RefSeq names its product adenosine receptor A1-like. Gene Ontology annotation, biological process: G protein-coupled adenosine receptor signaling pathway. Lineage: Eukaryota; Metazoa; Chordata; Actinopteri; Labriformes; Labridae. Gene Ontology annotation, molecular function: G protein-coupled adenosine receptor activity. The transcript is spliced from 3 exons. Gene Ontology annotation, cellular component: synapse; membrane; dendrite. The record is from RefSeq and is a predicted model, not a curated record. The coding region runs from base 230 to 1249 and encodes 339 amino acids.